Molecule: messenger RNA, 1950 nt
Organism: Penicillium verhagenii
Lineage: Eukaryota; Fungi; Ascomycota; Eurotiomycetes; Eurotiales; Aspergillaceae
Gene: rex3
Product: putative RNA exonuclease Rex3
Exons: 1
Coding region: 1-1950 (649 amino acids)
Cellular component (GO): nucleus
Molecular function (GO): exonuclease activity; nucleic acid binding
Source: RefSeq, a predicted model, not a curated record
AUGUUCACAACUCUGGGUUUGUUCAAUGGGGUUCCCUGUCCUCAGGUCAAUCAAUGCUGCCUCAUCACUUGCAUUUUCUCGCACACCGCACAGACAAGCACUCUGCCUAUAGUUGUGAAACGAGCUUCUAGCUCAGUUGACGAUGAGCGUACCACUAAAAGGCUAAAGGUCGACAGCGCCACCUCAUCGUCAGGCUCAAAGUCAAUAUCAUCUAUCCAUGUGCCUGUUCGAGAGCACUCAAGACACCCACCAGUGGCUGUAACUGAAGCAGACCAGAAAUCUCAAAGCGUCAAGCCAGAUAUUUCCAGACUAUCAUCGGUUUCUCGGAAAGUCUCUCCUCCGCCAGGGCGCACAGCUUCUAAAACUACGAGUCAAGAACAAAAAGCUCCGGCCACUUCUCAACCGAGUACAUCUUCCCAACUUCCUCCGCGAAAGGUGCCAAAAGAAAGUCUCAAUCCUCGCAUGCUUCCCAAAGCUCCAGCAACUCAUGCGGUCCGGUCGGCCAUUCUGACCAAGCUGCAUUCCGGCAUGUCAGCACUCAAUGAGAAACUUGCCAAGGACAAGGGCAGUUCAAACAAAUGCUUCGUCCUCAACAAAGAUGAGCUUGUGACAAUGGCCCUGGAUGAGGAGGAAAAGGUAGCCAAAGAUAACCCAGGGGUUUACUCCAAUAUCAUCAAACUUCGGAUCGUAAAAUUGACGAAGAUGGGAUUGGAAGAAUGGGCUCAGGAGGUAAUGGCUCAUCUGAAUUCCCGGUACUACAAGAUCCAACCUGUCCAACCCAAUACGCAAAAGCUAUUGAAGCCUAUCACUACGGGUCUCUCAAUGAAGGAAGAAACAGCUCUUGCAGUUGCACUUGUCACACCAGUGACCGGUCUUGAGGAGUUUGGCUAUGUCACUAAGGCACCCACCCAAACGGAGGUUGAAACUGCCAAGAGGGGCGUCAUCGAGUCUAAGGGCUGGGAAAAGUGUGAUCGGUGCGGUGGACGCUUUCAAGUAUUCCCAGGCCGCCGCGAGGAUGGAGCAUUGGCCAGCGGCGGUCAGUGCACAUAUCAUCCAAGUCGACCUAUGUAUUCGACGCGCAAAAAAACAGACAACGUCACUGGCUCCCAAGAGGCAUACUUUCCAUGCUGCACUGAGCCUGUAGGUGCGUCGUCAGGCUGCACCAAGGCCAAAACUCAUGUUUUCAAAGUGUCAGAAGUAAAGCGCCUUGCGUCAAUUCUCCAGUUUGAAGAAACACCCGCACAACCAAAUAAAGGACCCCUAGAUCCUGUUUCUUUCGACUGCGAAAUGGGUUACACGACUUUGGGUUUAGAGCUCAUUCGUCUGACUGCUGUCACCUGGCCGCAGGGUCGUGAUAUCUUGGACAUCUUGGUCAAGCCUAUGGGUGAGGUGCUGGACCUCAACUCACGCUAUUCGGGUGUCUUCCCUGAGCAUUUUGCGUCUGCCAUUCCUUAUGGCACUGCGAAUGCCAAACAAGAAAAUAAUGGGAAAGACACCAAACCUCUGGAGGUAGUUGAUUCCCCUGCUGCGGCGCGAUCCCUUCUGUUCACAUUUCUACAACCUGAUACACCUUUGAUUGGCCAUGCAAUCGAUAAUGACCUCAAUGUUUGUCGAAUCAUUCAUCCUGUCAUCAUUGACACCGUGAUUCUCUACCCUCACCCAAGAGGCCGGCUGCCCAGUCGCAUGAGUCUCAAGGCCCUGGCACAAAAGGUUCUCGACCGUAACAUUCAAAUGGGAGGAGAUCAGGGUCACGAUUCUAAGGAAGAUUCGAUUGCUACGGGUGACUUGGUGCGGGUGAAGGCAGGCGUUGUAUGGAAAAGAUUGGAGGCGAAAGGAUGGAAGUUCCAAAAUAACAAUCUAGUUGCUCCUCCUGGACAAAAAGUUCAGGAUGUGAGAGAAGCAGCACAGGGAGGCGGUGGUCCCAAAAGGAAUAACCCAGGCACCACAUAG